Messenger RNA from Aphanomyces astaci, 523 nucleotides. RefSeq lists its product as hypothetical. Lineage: Eukaryota; Oomycota; Saprolegniomycetes; Saprolegniales; Verrucalvaceae. Gene Ontology annotation, biological process: GPI anchor biosynthetic process. Gene Ontology annotation, molecular function: enzyme regulator activity. The record is from RefSeq and is a predicted model, not a curated record. Bases 28 to 282 code for a protein of 84 amino acids. Gene Ontology annotation, cellular component: dolichol-phosphate-mannose synthase complex; endoplasmic reticulum membrane. The transcript has 3 exons.
ACAAACAAACCCAGCCUCGCCGCCAAAAUGGGAGGUUCGUCAGAUCAACGCGCUGGCGCCAUCUUGCUUGCGGUUUCAGUCGUGUCCUACGUGUACUACUUCUUGUGGGUGAUUAUCUCGCCCUUUGUCGACAAGGAUCACAUCGUUCAGAGCUUCUUCCCCGAACGCUACUACGCCAUCGCCAUUCCUUCGGUGCUACUCGUCGUGUUCCUCACCGUCUGCUCGACGUUUAUCGGUCUCGUCAUGAUUCGAUCCAAACCUCCAAAGCCCAAAGUCGAGUAGUAUAUGGUAGGUAUGCAAGCUUAUCCCUAUUAUAUUACCCCACCCUUUUCGUCGUCACGAUCGAGUCCAGCGGCAGGACAUCAACAUCACUCGCGCGACGUGGGCAUGGUUCUGCUCCAACGGAAUUGAGAUGCCUUUUGUUGGGAGCAAAUUGCGUUGCUCCCCGUUGAAUUGUGAGAAUCGAUGGUACAAAUUGACUAAGUCGUGAAUACAACGAGUCUAAAUUGAGAUAAUGCGAAAU